CCGAAAUUUGUUCGGUUCAGCGUUGAAGACUUGAAGUCAUUAAUAAUGAAGGAAGAAAAAAAAAAAAACAGUUCCUAGGGAUAAAAAGUACCAUUCCCUCUCACCUUCACCCCUUGCCCUGAAAAAAAUGUAAAAGAAAUCUACAAAUAUAAAAGAUGACCUUGAGCCUAUACUAUAAGUUCAUAACUGACUCAAUCUGUUUUCUUUCUUUUUCUACUUCACCAUUAACUGUGAGAUAGAGAAAUUAUAGUGAGCUAGAAAUCUGUCCCUGCCAUGGUGGAUCGUGGUCAAGAGAAAACUAUACCAGCUGCUAUUGACUUAUCUCUGAAGAAGAAGGAGCUUCUUUCUAGUGCCAUGAAGAGAACAAGUGAAUGGAUUUUUUCUCAGGAGAUUCCAAGUGAUGUCAAUAUUCGAGUUGGAGAAGCUUCCUUUUCUUUACAUAAGUUUCCAUUAGUCUCCAAGUGUGGAUACAUUAGGAAGCUCGUCUCAGAAUCUAGCGAUGCUAACGUUUCCUUCAUCGAACUCUCUGAUGUUCCUGGUGGAGGAGAAGCAUUUGAACUGGCAGCAAAAUUCUGCUACGGGAUAAUUUUCGAAAUGAACGUUGAAAACAUUGCUAUGCUUCGCUGCGUGGCUGAGUAUCUUGAGAUGACAGAGGAUUAUUCACUUGGAAACUUGGUGGGAAAGACUGAUACUUAUUUGAAUGACGUGGCACUCAAGACCAUUGCGGGGGCUGUGUCUAUCCUACAUAUGUCAGAGAACCUCCUUCCAAUAGCAGAGAGAACCAAAUUGGUGAGUCGAUGCAUAGAUGCCAUUGCAUAUAUGGCCUGUAAAGAAAGCCAAUUCUGUUCAUCUGCAAGAAGUGACAAUGGCUCUGAUGGAGUGACCUCUUCCAUGGCAUCUCACCAGAGGCCAGUAGUUGACUGGUGGGCUGAAGAUCUUGCUGUCCUCAGAAUUGACAUUUUCCAUAGAGUUCUAAUCGCAAUGCUGGCAAGAGGUUUUAAACAGUAUGCUAUUGGCCCUAUUCUAAUGCUCUAUGCACAGAAAUCUCUACGAGGUUUGGAUAUAUUUGGAAAGGGAAGAAAGAAGAUUGAGCCACGACAGGAGCAUGAAAAGAGGGUUGUUUUAGAGACAAUAGUUAGCCUUUUGCCAAGGGAAAGGAAUGCAAUGUCAGUAAGCUUUCUUUCUAUGCUGCUUCGGGCAGCAGUAUAUCUUGAGACAACAGUUGCUUGCAGGCUUGAUUUGGAGAAGAGGAUGGCUAUGCAGUUAGGACAGACUGUUUUGGAUGAUCUUCUCAUUCCUUCCUAUUCAUUUACUGGGGACACAUUGUUUGAUGUGGAUACAGUGCAGAGGAUCAUGGCUAAUUACUUAGAAUCUCAAAUGGGAAACCAUUUAGUCUACAAUGCAGAUGCUGAAUACUUUUCUUCUUCACAAAGUGAUAAGGAGUGGGUUGGAAAGCUAAUGGAAAAUUACCUUGCUGAAAUAGCCACCGACCGAAAUUUACCAGUUCCAAAGUUCAUCAGUCUGGCUGAAUUAAUUCCUGAACAAUCAAGGCCAACAGAAGAUGGGAUGUAUAGAGCCAUAGACAUCUAUCUGAAGGCUCAUCCUUCUCUAAGUGACAUGGAUAGAAAGAAAGUUUGCAGCGUGAUGGACUGUCAGAAGUUAUCACGAGAGGCCUGUGCACAUGCUGCUCAAAAUGACCGGCUUCCUGUCCAAACUGUGGUUCAAGUUCUCUAUUAUGAACAGCAAAGGCUUAGGGACGCCAUGAAUGGCAGUGGAAGUGGGGAAUCUCCUUCGGCUCAUACCAAGCUGAAUGUAUACUCCGCUGAUCUUCAUCCAGUUUCAAAUGAGCUCUCCAGCUUACGAAGAGAAAAUGAAGACUUGAAAUUAGAGCUAGUGAAAUUGAAAAUGAAAUUUAAAGAGAUUGAGAAUUCCACACUUAAAUCAGCAGUUAACAGUCCUGUAGUAAAUCCUUCACCUUCUGCUGAUAAGCCACCUCUGCCUCGAAAAUCAUUCAUAAGCUCGGUGUCCAAAAAACUUGGUAGGCUUUCUCCUUUUCUACGUGCCGAUGGUGUCACACCUUUUGCCAAAGGUCGCACUAAACCAAAUAAGAAUCGACGCCACUCCAUUUCCUAAGGCCAUUGGUAGUUCCUGGUCUCCACCGGACAUUGUGCAGACUACAGGUUCUUCCUUAGUUUCAGACGCUUGAAAAAACAGAACUAGUCUUUCCUAGUUUUUGCUUCAUCUGUGUGAUCCUCAUGUAGAUUAUAUUAUCGUGAUCCUUCAGUAAGAACUAUAUUGUAAAGGGUGGUGAAAAAUAAAAUAUAAUUCCUGAGUUAGAUUGAUUGCAGUCCUGCUGUUGAGUGGCAAUAAUUCUGUAGUGCAAGAAUAAUAAAUUGAGUUUAACAUUGAUGGUCGAUGGAAGAAUCAUCACAUUUCUCCUAUCAGUCGCGUAAAUGUCAGUUAACAAUAU
Gastrolobium bilobum is the source of this 2470-nucleotide messenger RNA. RefSeq names its product BTB/POZ domain-containing protein SR1IP1-like. The transcript has 5 exons. Lineage: Eukaryota; Viridiplantae; Streptophyta; Magnoliopsida; Fabales; Fabaceae. Gene Ontology annotation, molecular function: protein binding. The coding region runs from base 274 to 2133 and encodes 619 amino acids. The record is from RefSeq and is a predicted model, not a curated record.